CCAUAGGUAACAGAGAAGAGGAAACCUAACCAAUGACUAUGGAAUAAUAUGGAAGAAGAUGGAAAAAACUUGUUUAAUGGGUUGAAAGAGUGGAGAUUUCCAUAAGACAUGGAUAGAUGCAAACAUGUAGGGCGGUUGCGGCUCGCCCAGGACCACUCCAUCCUGAACCCUCAGAAGUGGUGCUGCAGGGAGUGCACCACCACCGAGUCCGUGUGGGCUUGUCUCAAGUGCUCCCACGUGGCCUGCGGCCGGUACAUUGAGGAUCACGCCCUUAAACACUUUGAGGAGACUGGACACCCCCUUGCCAUGGAGGUCUGGGAUCUCUACGUGUUCUGUUACCUGUGCAAGGACUAUGUGCUCAAUGAUAACCCGGAGGGGGACCUGAAGCUGCUGAGAAGCUCCCUCUUGGCCGUCAGGGGCCAGAAGCAGGACCUGCCGGUGAGGCGCGGGCGGAUGCUGCGGUCCAUGGCCGCGGGCGAGGACGCCAUCCCGCUGCAGCAUGCCCCUCAGGGACAGCCGCAGAUGCUCACGGCUCUGUGGUACCGGCGCCAGCGCCUGCUGGCCAAGACGCUGCGGCUCUGGUUCGAGAAGAGCUCCCGGGGCCAGGCGAAGCUGGAGCAGCGGCGGCAGGAGGAGGCGCUGGAGCGCAAGAAGGAGGAGGCGCGGCAGCGGCGGCGCGAGGUGAAGCGGAGGCUGCUGGAGGAGCUGGCCAGCGCCCCUCCGCGCAAGAGCGCGCGCCUGCUGCUGCACGCGCCCCGGGCCGCGGCCCCGCGCCCCGCCUCGCCGCGCGCGCCCGCCGGGGCCGCCUCCACGCGCCGCGCCCCCGCCAUGGCGCCCGGCGUCACGGGCCUGCGCAACUUGGGCAACACCUGCUACAUGAACUCCAUCCUCCAGGUGCUCAGCCACCUCCAAAAGUUCCGAGAGUGUUUUCUGAACCUCGACCCUUCCAAAACGGAACACCUGUUUCCCAAAACCAACGGGAAGGCUCCACUGUCGGGCAGGCCGGCCAGCAGCUCGGCCACUGAGCUGUCUGCGAGGAGCGACAGGGCUGAGUCGGGCGAGCGGGAGGGCCUCUGCUUGAACGGCGGGGCCUCCAUCAGCCGGAGCCUAGAACUCAUCCAGAACAAGGAGCCGAGCUCGAAGCACAUUUCCCUCUGUCACGAACUGCACACCCUCUUCCGAGUCAUGUGGUCUGGCAAGUGGGCCCUGGUGUCACCCUUCGCCAUGCUUCACUCAGUGUGGAGCCUGAUCCCUGCCUUCCGCGGCUACGACCAGCAGGACGCGCAGGAAUUUCUCUGCGAGCUGUUGCACAAAGUGCAGCAGGAACUCGAGUCCGAGGGCACCACGCACCGGAUCCUCAUCCCCUUCUCCCAGAGGAAGCUCACCAAACAGGUCUUAAAGGUGGUGAAUACCAUAUUUCACGGGCAGCUACUUAGUCAGGUCACAUGUAUAUCAUGCAAUUACAAAUCCAAUACCAUUGAGCCCUUUUGGGAUCUGUCCCUGGAAUUCCCUGAACGCUAUCACUGCAUAGAAAAGGGGUUUAUCCCUUUGAAUCAGACAGAGUGCCUGCUCACUGAGAUGCUGGCCAAGUUCACAGAAACAGAGGCCCUGGAAGGGAGAAUCUACGCUUGUGACCAGUGUAACAGCAAACGACGAAAAUCCAAUCCAAAACCCCUUGUUCUGAGUGAAGCUAGAAAACAGUUAAUGAUCUACAGACUACCUCAGGUCCUCCGGCUGCACCUUAAAAGAUUCAGGUGGUCUGGCCGUAAUCAUCGAGAGAAGAUUGGGGUCCAUGUCGUCUUUGACCAGGUAUUAACCAUGGAACCUUACUGCUGCAGGGACAUGCUCUCCUCUCUUGACAAAGAGACCUUUGCCUAUGAUCUCUCCGCAGUGGUCAUGCAUCACGGGAAAGGGUUUGGCUCAGGACACUACACAGCCUAUUGCUACAACACAGAGGGAGGUUUUUGGGUCCACUGCAAUGACUCAAAGCUGAAUGUAUGCAGUGUCGAGGAAGUGUGCAAAACUCAAGCCUACAUCCUUUUUUACACUCAAAGAACAGUUCAGGGCAAUGCAAGAAUCUCAGAAACCCAACUCCAAGCUCAGGUGCAGUCCAGCAACAACGAUGAGGGCAGACCACGGACCUUCCCCUGAAUGGGAGGCAUGUAUCAAGGACUGGCUUGCUUUUAAACUAUUGGUGUCUAUUCAUCUUUCCUCUUAUAGGAAAUAAGGUUUACUGCAGGAACAGAUUACUAGGUUUGCCUCACUGGGUCUAGAGCAGAAGGUGCCAGGUGACUCAUGUCCUAUCAUAAAAUUUAUAGUCUCUUUUGAAUGCAUUUGGAAAUUCUCUCCUUUGAUAAAACCAACCAAAAGGAGUAACUUCUAUGAAGAUUCUUUCAUCAGUUGCUUCUGAAUAUAAAGGGAUCUGGGUGGAGAAAAGAGGGAGUAAAUUGCUUAUAUCCAGCCAGGAGAGCAGCCAUGUUUCUUUCCAUUAUGUGAUUCCGCUGCUAAUCAGGACCUCCUUACAGCUUCAGAAGAACCCUCCUGAUGUGAGCAGCCCUGGAGAGAGCACGUGAGGAGGGGCCCUGGGCUGGCAGCUUGCUGGAUGGGAUUGGUUCCAAGGUGGGAGGUGAAGUCUAAGGAUUUGUUUCUACAAAGGAAAUAACUCAAGGGUUGAAAACUUGCAGAUUUCCUUUUUUAGGGGGUAGUAGUUGAAGAGUGGAAUGCAAUGCAUGGAGCAAAUUUCCCCAUGCAAAAUGGGAGGAUUUUCAAGUGUCAUAGCCUCCCUGGCUGCUGCUGUCAUUUAACCAUUCCACAUCUUCUGAGGCUGGCAUGAACAUCCCUUCAUUCUAAAGAAGGAGCAGUUCAUAUGGGGACACAAUAAACUGGUACCUGACAUGUUCUUUCUUGCAUGCUGAGCCUCUGGGCACUCCUGGCUAUCCAGUUCUAUUCCUGGUUCAGGUCAGGUCAAGGUCUAGGGUUUGGUUUAAAUUGGCCUUUAGGUCAGUUGUCUGAGGCUUUCUCAGAACUCAGUUAAGGGUGGGCAGGGAUACUGGACCACCUUAUCUGAAUGCCUAUCACCUGUUCUCACCUUGGUGCAGCAUGCAGCUUUUCUUAGCCUGCAGCUUCUUCCUUGUACCUGGAGGGCUAGAAUAUUCUUGUUCACCACAAGGUUUGAGAGCUUUUGCUUUCCUAGGGCUUAGGAACCUACCCCCUAUAUGUCUGAGCAGUUUAUUGCUGAUGGCCCUGGCCUAUUUCCUCCAAAAUCUGAAAAUCUCUACUGUUUCUUUACCCAACCACACUCAGUCCAUCAGAGAAAAGCAAGAGUGCCCUGUCCUUUACCCCAGUGCUAGUAAAAUAUCUUUCUUUUAAAACUGGGUCAGUUUCUAAGUGGAAUGAAAUUGCCCAGAUGGAAAAACCUCCUCCCCAUCGGGCACUACUGAAUUUCCCUUCUCAAUCCUUUGCUUAGACUCACCAGUAACAGUGAAUGCAAACCAUAACUCCCAUUGUGGGGGUUGCUGCAGCCUGCCUCAGCCUGUCACUAUGAAUGCUCAUCUUUUGACUGAGUAUAUCAUAUCAGUAUUUCAAUUCAGGUAGAAGUACAGUUGUCACUUGAAGGGAGUAGAUGUGGAAGGGAGUUUGGGGAGGGGUGGGAAGUUGGGAAGACGCUAAAGAUUAAGGGUCGUAGCUUUAGUGAUGUUGAUGAGCCACAUUUCCCAAGCAGAUCUGUAGCAUCUGCUGUUGACCUCUUUUGAGAUGAACUCUCCCAUAGGACCUGCCAGAUAGCACUGAGACAUGGAAGAAAUUCAGACAGAAAAGGGCUCGCCCUGAUAAAGGGGGAGUGACUAUAUUUUAAAUUAAACUUGCUUUUUCCAACACUGUGAGAUUUCUGUAAUAUUCAGCUUUUAUUUGGAAGCGAUAGCGUAUGGCAUUUUUUAUGCUGUUUGGUUUAUAUUGUCUACUGCAGGCUUCUUAUGUACAAGCUUGGCCAGGGCUCACCCUCUUCCUGGACGCUGUUUUAAAGUGUCACAGCUGCCCAUGCUGCCAGAGGCUCUGAUGUGAAGCUAUACUCUCUAGAUCCACAUUUUUAAGUCAGCAUGAUUGGCAAUGACUUCUAGAGAAGCCCAUUAACUCAAAAAAACCAAGGAGAGUAAAAAGGAAAGGAAAAUAGAAACUGUGCCUCACCUUUCAUUGAAUGCUCUAUUUAUUAUUCUAGAAAAAGAGAACUUACAAAUGGAGAAAAACUAAUAGAGCAUCUACUUCAUCCCUCAGGCUGUCCAGGGGGAAAUACUUAAAAAAAAUAAAAUAUGCAUUUAAUGAAAAAUUAAAGGAUCUUCAAAUUUAAUUUUAAAAAAUAGUUUUAUACCAAAUAUUAUAAGGGUUAUUAAGCAGAUUAAGGAUUUUGUAAAAUAACUGCUUAACUUAGCUGAGCACCCAUGUAUCAAAUGAAUAAAAUCAUUUAAAGCGAGUUGGAAUAGAAAUCAAUAUCAGAGUCCUCACCGAGCUGCACACUCUUGACGGUGCCCCUGCAGUCACAGACACCUCAGGUACCCAGAGGCAGCAGCACUAGACGCUGUUGAGAAGUUAGUAUUUAUGGAGAUUUUUAUUAAAAAAGAGUUCCCUGCUGCAUAAGCCAGUAGCUGUUGUGAGGGAAAUGUCCCUUUGCCUUUAAUUUAUUUACAUACUGGAAGUAGAUGAAGUUCUUAGUUGCAUCUUUAAAUUGAAGCAUUCUGAAGAGAAGAAAACAACCACCAGGUAGAAGUUGACUAGAAGCUGCCAGAUUACAUCCCGCAUCUCCUAACUGAACCUUAUGGGCCUGCUUCUCUCCCAGAUGAGUAGUUAGAGUCCUGUUCCAGGAACCCUUUGCAGUUGGCUGGUGUGUUUACUUUCUGCUGUAACCAGCCAAGGUGAACGCACCCUGGACCUCAAAAAUGAUUUUUACCUCAAUCUAGCUUGACCCUCAUACUUGUGGUUGCCUGAGAUGAGCAUCCAUGCUACUGUAAAAAAAGUUAGGAAUGCUCUCAACAGCCAGGAACUGAAGCUCUUAUUAAAUGGUGGGCAGAGCUCUUGCCAGCUUUGACCCAGCUCCUCUGAGGCUGAGGGGGGCAGUGCCACAAUGUAAAGAAUUUCCAGAUGUCUCUUAAAACGUCAUGAAUAAAAUUGAAAACUGUAGAAGUGUUAAUGUGUCCUAUGGACUCAAUAGCAGAGUUUAUUUUUGUUUUUAACGGCAAGGCUUCUAGAAUCAUUGAUUGUAUGAGUUCCCUACUCUGGCUAUGCUUACAGUUCCAUCCAAGUGCAAGAACUAAUGAGGUUGGUUGGCUGGCAGUGGGGCACGGCCCUAGCCAGGCCCCAGCAUAAGCCCAAGAGAGGUCGACAGUAGUGCAGAGUGAAAACUUGGGUGGGUAGGGGGUGGGAAUGUGGGUGGGCAGGCAGGGAGGGAGAAACGGAGUUUGUUUUACUUACUGAUAAAGCUUUGUGAACUAAUUUUAUACAAUUCAUAAAAUUUGGUGCCUUGUACCCAAUUAUGGUUUGCAUGGAACUGAAAAAGAUUAAGGGGAAGGAUUCCUUCUUGUCAUUUCAAGUGGCAAAUGGGUCUGUAUAGUGUAAAGGACAUUUGGUAUCAGACUUUUUUAAAGCAUUUCAUAUCUCUUGCGUGUGAAAGCAAAUUAUCCUUACCAGCAAGUGCUGAAAUUCUACUGUAAUGUCCAAAAUCUUUGUAUUUGUAAUUAUUCAUCAAAUGGCUGCUUUUCAAGGUAGACUAUGUACCCCAUUCUUUUUCACCAUCCCUUUUAUGGUACAAACAUUAACUCGGUCAGGCCUUUUCAAAUCAGGCUGGGAAGGCUAUCCCUUCCUAAACAUAUAUUAUAUCCCUAUCUUGGGUUGUACCUUAUGAGUGGAAGGGUUGCUUUUCCAGCUGGUUGGGAGAGCACAAAUGUUCAGGAAAGGCCUUUUAUUGUUUCUAAUGCUGGGCAACUUAUGGUAGAAGUCAGACAAAAAUGGUUGCUCCUGAAGUCAUACCUUCAUUAGUUCUGAAGUUCUUUUGCACAUUUCACAAAGCAGUAUAGAACACAAUCCCCCAUAUGUGAACCUUUAGAUUGUAAGGCAAGCCAGUGCACUGUGUAGUAUGCAAAAGGGAUGGCUCAAAGAACCUGUCCCAGCCCCCCAGCCCGUUUUCAUCAGGUGCUGCCCUGGAUGGUGCUGAGUGGCUGUGAGAGUGGAGGAGACCCAGUCUGCUCACCUGCAAGACUGUUUCUAGCAUGUUCCUUUUACUGCGACCUUAAGGUUUUCACUGAGCUCAUGAGACUUCACCAAAGGGUGUCUAAAAAGCUCACCACUGAAAGCACAUUUGAUAAUUGGGUCCCUCAGCCUAAUUACUGGCCCAAUUAGGUAAGGAGGUUCUAUCUUUGAAGUAAAACCUCCCAUGGCCACUUAGUUUUUUACUGGGUAAGUAUGCUCCUUGGUGGUUCGGAUUCUUUUUUGAAGUCAGCACUACAGCUGAAAAGCGCCUUCUAAAUAUGGCUGUGAGUCUAGUUUCUAUCUUCUACAUUUAAAUUAACCAUCUUUUGGUCUAGGGCUUUCACUUUAACCACUGUGUAGUCGUUCAACCACACAUUGCUCUAAAUACACCAGAGCUACUACCACAUUGAGGCAAGUGGUCAUUUUUAUGGACUCUUUCCAUACUUACUUCUGCUGGCACGUUUCCUAACCUAGGUAGUAUAUAAGGGAUUUUCCUAGCACUGUGUUAACUAGCCAGGGCUGAAAACUGUGUGACAGAAUGUAAAACUGACUUCCCUUGGGGAGAAUGUUAUGUGUUAGAAUGGUAAAAGCCAGCACUUUCUUUUACAGAAUAAUUAUCAAUAUUUCUGGAAAUUGUAAAUUUGGUUGCUUUAUUUGCUAAAUUCUUAUCACAUUGAGGAAUUAAGCUAGUUUAAAUGACACUUUACCUGCAUUAUGGCUUUACAAACCAACCAACAGUAAACACUAUUACUUGAAACUAAAACAUUAAAUUCUGAGUGAAAUUUGAAUUCUGCCUUUGGAAGCUGCCAUGUCUUAAUUUUUGCGAGAUUUUGAUUUUCAACUUUGAAAAUUUUUAUCAAAUAGAAUUAUUCACAAUUAUGAGUUGAUUGGGUAGCAGACUUCAAGGAUAUAAGUUUCAUUCUAUAAAGAACGGGAGGUGCUGCUAUUUCUUGUAUUAGCAGCGUCUGGUGCAGGUCUGAAGGGGGCUAGAAUCUAUGCUAUGGCUUAAACGUCUCCUUCCUGCUCACCAGCCUAUGUGAACCGUCCUCAUCUUAACAUCCAUAAACCUGUCAAAUGAUCUGCGGUCCCAGUGUAGGCUCUUCACGGAUCUUGGUUUCAUGUUAAGAGAGCCACAGGCCUGAAUUCACACAAGCUCAAACUCCUUUCUCCUAACAUAUGGGAGCUGCCUGAUUAAUACUCACAAGAAAAUGGUGCUUUUUAUUAUAUAUAUAUAAUUCUCAAACAAUUCCCAGCUUUCUUAACAAGAUUUAUGCUGGCAGGGUUGAGGAGGACUAGUCUGUCCUAUUUACCUUUAGUGAACAGACUGCUAGAGACAACAUCUGUCAACUGUAACAACUAGGCCACUGUGGUGCAUUUAUACUGACCCGCCUUUCCAAUUCAUGUCCUUUAACCUCAUACCAGUUCCAUAGGAGACUUGGCACUGAAAAGCAGUAUUUUUUAAAAUGUAGGAAAAACAAGUAGAAGUAAAUCAACUAAAAAAAAUUGCCAAGGGGCACCUGUCUCUGUCUCCACAUCUUUCUAAACCUACACGCCUCUUUCCAUGUCAGUUCCUUACAUAUUCCAUUUCCAAAGAAACCCAAACUCCUGGACAGUCACACUGCCAUGAAUUUUAGGGUCAGAAAACAUCUAUUUCCUUGUGAAGGAAGCAGCUUCCUCAAGCAGUGUCACUUUAGUGCCCACUGCCCAGGCUUACUUACACCUUGCCUCCACCUGCACACCACUGCCUUCUUUCUGCCAAAAGAUCUCACUCUGUUACAGCAACACUGCCUCCCUGGUGCCUGGAACACCCCUCCCCCCACACACUAAAAUGCUAUGCAACACCAAAUAGCUUCCUCCCUAGUAUGGCUCAAACAUGCAAAUUCCUCCAGAAUAAGCUUCACAGUGGCUACAGUUUCCGUUUCUUUUUUUUGUUUAUUAUGAAGCAAACCACCUCUGUUACAAUCCAUGUUUGGGCUUUGUUCCUCUCUCUUUUGAGUGUGAAAUAUAAAUCAUGUUUUUAUGAUUUUUGUAAAUCUUGACUUUUUACACCUUGUUUUUGUAAGCCGAAGUUUCUUAUUAAAAGAAUAAAAUGGC
Equus caballus (horse) is the source of this 8328-nucleotide messenger RNA. RefSeq names its product ubiquitin specific peptidase 49 (gene USP49). Gene Ontology annotation, biological process: protein deubiquitination. NCBI's taxonomy places the organism in Eukaryota, Metazoa, Chordata, Mammalia, Perissodactyla, Equidae. The record is from RefSeq and is a predicted model, not a curated record. Gene Ontology annotation, molecular function: zinc ion binding; cysteine-type deubiquitinase activity. Gene Ontology annotation, cellular component: cytoplasm.